Molecule: messenger RNA, 2002 nt
Organism: Actinia tenebrosa (Australian red waratah sea anemone)
Lineage: Eukaryota; Metazoa; Cnidaria; Anthozoa; Actiniaria; Actiniidae
Product: mitochondrial coenzyme A transporter SLC25A42
Biological process (GO): transmembrane transport
Cellular component (GO): mitochondrial inner membrane
Source: RefSeq, a predicted model, not a curated record
GCGGUUCAACGUGCGAAGACGCAGCUAAAUACGAUAUGAAAUAAAAAGUGGCUCUAACUCCACCAGAUCGCUAGCUAGACGUCUCAGAUGGUAAAGAGUAAAAGCAGAGACGGUAUUUUAAAUGGAGAUAUCGAACAACAUGGUGAUAUAACUCAUGGCGAAUGGUAUUUGAAGGCUGGAUCUUCCAAGAGGGUCCCGUCCAAAAAACACCAUGUUGAAAUCCCUGGACCAAUGGAUAUCAUUACUUCUCUUGCUUCUGGCGCGACGGCUGGAGCCCUCGCAAAAACAGCUAUUGCUCCCUUAGAUAGAACAAAGAUUAUAUUUCAAACAUCUAACACAAGAUUUACUAUUAAGGGUGUGGGUAAAGUUUUAUCACAGACCUUCAAAUCCAAUGGCUUUAUUGGUUUAUUCAGAGGGAACAGUGCGACUAUGGCACGUGUCAUUCCCUAUGCUUCUCUUCAGUUUGCCUCUCAUGAGCAGUACAAGAAACUUCUGAGACAAGAAGAAGGAAAAGGGGCAUUGCCUCCUGUGCGUCGCUUCAUUGCUGGAUCUCUUGCUGGCAUCACAGCAGCAUUAUUAACAUAUCCAUUGGAUAUGGUACGAGCAAGAUUAGCAAUAUCUCAAAAACAAAAAUAUACUGGUCUUAUCAAUGCAUUUGUUAGAAUAUACGAACAAGAAGGAAUAAGAACUUUCUAUCGAGGUUAUGUCCCUACAUUAAUAGGAAUCGUGCCCUACGCUGGAAUAAGCUUUUUUACGUAUGAAACUUGCAAGAAACUAUUUAGUGAACAUUUUAAUCAACAACACAUCACUCCUCUCCAUCGUUUAGCAUUUGGUGCAUGUGCAGGUUUGUUUGGUCAGUCAACAACGUAUCCGUUAGACAUCAUACGACGACGCAUGCAAGCCGAUGGGAUGCAUGGCGAAAGACGCAAGGAGUAUGCGCAUAUAUGGACUACUGCGAAGUAUGUUUACAAGACAGAGGGUUUAAAGAAAGGACUAUUUAAAGGAUUAAGUAUGAAUUGGGUUAAAGGACCAAUUGCCGUUGGAAUUAGUUUUACAGUAUUUGAUGUAAUGCAAGCAUUUUUUGAUCGGCAUGUCCUUCAUGACAAGACAUAACUGUUAAUUCUGGUAAUUGUUAUAAUGCUAAAUAUAGACAGUACUGUUGUCCAUCAUGUGUGAGAUAACCAUUGAUGUUAUCAAUUAAGCUUGCUUUUGAAGGUAACAAAAUAUUGACACGUGACUGGUAAAAUUAUUUACCCAUUAUUAGAAGUUAUUUUUUUGAAUGAACGUCAAUCCGAGUGUCAAAAACAUUUAAUGAAAAUCUUACAUUUCGAUACUGUAAAUCCUGCAUGGCACAUCAAAGACCAAUUAACAAUUAUUCGCCAAAGGCAAAAUGAAUAUCGGGUAAUAUUUACCGAGACGUGACUCUGAGCAGCGAGGUAAAUAUUCUCCGCUAUUCACUGAAGGUGAGGCAAAUAAUUGUCUUGGUAUAAAUACACAGGCGAUUCUUUCAAAAAAAAAAAAAAAGAAAAGAAAAGAAAGAAAGAAAGAAAGAAAAAGAAAAGAAGAAGAUAAAAACAUUUAAAAUUAGGAAAAAUUUUAAUUGAAGUGACAAACGUGGCUUUCAAUUACAACACAGGCAAACUCCGACUUUGAGAAUCUCGACCAAUCAACGCACGAGAUUUUCAAUGAUUACCUGUGUACUUUACUAAAUCUGGAUUAUUACUUUCAUGAGAUUUCUGAUUGACAGGUGUCUGUCAAAAUAAUACUAAGAAGAACCAAUAGGAGAAUCAGAAAUUAAAAGGGAAUCCUUUCAAAUCAGCCAAUCAGAAGACAGGAUUAUGAUUGACAUAUGUCAGUCAAACAGGUUAUAAUAUACAGUAUAAAAAUGAAUAAGAUAUUAUUUAGGAAACGUUGAUUUCCUGAUAUUUAGUUCUGGUCCUAUUUUGAUUAUUUCUGUUGAUAUAAGAAUGUUGACUCAAAAUAAAAAAAUAUUUGAACUAUU